Pseudomassariella vexata is the source of this 1584-nucleotide messenger RNA. RefSeq names its product P-loop containing nucleoside triphosphate hydrolase protein. Lineage: Eukaryota; Fungi; Ascomycota; Sordariomycetes; Amphisphaeriales; Pseudomassariaceae. Gene Ontology annotation, molecular function: protein binding. The transcript is spliced from 2 exons. The annotation marks the transcript as partial. The record is from RefSeq and is a predicted model, not a curated record.
GAACGACCAGAAACCCCACCAAACCCAUCAGCCAUCAUCCCCUUCGGCCGCGACCUAGACUUCGUCCAGCGAGGAAAAUUCCUUGAUCAGAUCCACCAAGCAUGUACCGAACCAGAUUCGCGGAUAGCGCUCGUCGGCUUGGGUGGUGUCGGCAAGUCACAAAUCGCUAUCGAAUACGCGUAUCAAGUCCGAGAGCGAUCGCCCGAGACGUGGGUCUUCUGGGUCCACGCAAGCAACGCAGCCCGUUAUGAGCAGAGUUUCCGCGAAAUUGCAGACUACCUAAAAAUACCCGGGAGGCAGAAGCCCAAGAGUAAUAUCUUCCAACUUCUGGGCAGCUGGUUACGUAACGAGGCGAAGGGCAAGUGGAUUCUCGUUCUUGAUAAUGUCGAUGAGCCCAGCUUCCUUCUCGAGGAUCCAACCGCGGCCCAGAAUGGCCAAGCGAGUGGCCUGGAUAGUCGGAAUGCACAACCACUUCUGUCGUAUCUUCCACACUGCCCAAACGGAUCCAUUCUUAUCACAACCCGAAGCCGAGAUGCCGCGCUUAAGCUCGUCGAAUCGCGGGACAUAAUCGCAGUUGAGCCUAUGGACCAGGCAGAUGCCUCGGCACUUGCCCGAAAAAAGCUUGAGAAGGACGAGGAUAAGGAGGGUGCAACAGCGCUCGCUGUAGCGCUCGAAUGUAUGCCGCUUGCUAUUGUUCAAGCAACGGCUUACAUCUCCCAGAGGGCGCCACGUUGUACCGUGCAAGAUUACCUCGAAAAGUUUCAGAACAGCGAUCAUAAAAAAGCUAGUCUUCUCAAAUAUGAAGGCGGACAGAUCCGGCGAGAUUACGAGGCAAAGAAUUCGAUCAUCAUUACGUGGCAGAUAUCUUUUGACCAUAUCCGUCAAUUCAGACCGUCAGCAGCUGACCUGCUAUCACUGAUGAGCUUUUUUGAUCGUCAGGGCAUUCCAGAAUCUCUACUUCGAAGUCGUAGCGAGGAGAGGCGUGUUGUGCACGAUCACGACAGUCCCAGUACGGAUGACACAGAUAUCGAAGAUAUCGAAUCAAAUUCCAGUGACGGAGAUGGAUUUGAAAACGAUGUGGUUACAUUGCGAGACUACUCGUUCAUUUCUAUCAAUAAGGACAAAACCAGCUUUGAAAUGCACAGCUUGGUACAAAUAGCUACGCGAAUAUGCCGGUGGGAGGCGGCCGAGAAAUUAUUUAUAAAAGUAAUAAAAAGGAACAAACAAAAGCUGGGCGCGGACCAUCCAGAUACACUGACCAGCAUGGCCAACCUAGCAUCGACAUAUCAGAAACAAGGCCGUUGGAAGGAGGCUGAAAAGCUGGAGGUGGAAGUGAUGGAGACUCGCAAACAGAAGCUGGGCGCGGAUCAUCCCUCUACGCUGACCAGCAUGAAUAACCUUGCAUUGACGUUACAUGGUCUCGGUCAGCACGCAAAAGCAAUAUCACUCAUGAAGCGUUGCCUACAGAUAGGAACACAAAACUUUGGGGAUCAACACCCAAAUAUGUCGUCUUCUACCAGGAUAUUAGCCCGAUGGGAGGCUGAGGCUAGUUUGAAUGAUAUUGGUCUUGGUAUGGACGAGUAA